Messenger RNA from Phytophthora nicotianae INRA-310, 1822 nucleotides. RefSeq lists its product as hypothetical. NCBI's taxonomy places the organism in Eukaryota, Oomycota, Peronosporomycetes, Peronosporales, Peronosporaceae. The record is from RefSeq and is a predicted model, not a curated record. The transcript has a single exon. The coding region runs from base 92 to 1783 and encodes 563 amino acids.
CAGCUCUUAGCGGUCUUGCGGCUGAGGAUGUGGACGUGGUGCUCACAAAGUUAUUUUAUCCGACGACAGUUAGCGUUUCUCUUGUGACAGCAUGGGAGCUUCGGACGAACACCAGCAACUCGUACUGCAAGAGGAGAUCGACCCGAUCAACUAUGGCGCAGUUCCAUCGGCACCCACAACGCCCAAAGACCUCGAAGACGACGUGCUGAGAGAUGGACCACCCCCUAGACUGCUUUCUCCGGAGGUGUUGGCGUUACUGAUGCAAUACGCUGGAAUUGGAUUCGUCAAUGGCGUCCUCCCUGCGGUCAUUUAUCCAGUGUUACAGGGAUACCUCAAUGCUGAAGGAACGAUCGUCGUAUCUGCCACGGUUCUGGUACAGCUCCCCUGGUCGUACAAGAUGUUCCUUGGCAUCCUAAGCGACUGCUUCCCGCUCGGAGGCUUUCGACGUCGACCCUACAUGCUGUUGGGAUGGCUGGUAUGUUGCUGCAUGCUUUUCAUGAUUGCAAGCUUUCCUGAGGCUGCUCCGUAUUACGGAGACCCAACCAUGCACUCCAUCAGUCCCGAUCAAUGGACGGAGGCUCAGCGUCAGAGUAUCAACCCGGACGCCCCCGACGCUGCGGGCAAAUACGUCAUCCCAAUGAUGAUGGCGUCGUUCGGGUAUUUACUUGUAGAGGUACCUGCCGACGCUGUGGUGAUCGAAUACGCACAACGUGAACCGGUGCAUGUUCGUGGGCGCGUUCAGUCGUGGAUCCACAGUGUUCGUAUGGGAUUCAAUGCACUGGGAGCUCUUGUGGUAGCAGUCGCGUUCAACGGCAUCGAAUAUGGCGGUUCUUUCGACUUCUCGCUCACAUUCCCAGAGAUGAUGUUCAUCCUGGGUUGUCUGUGUCUCCCGCUUGGACCUGCUGCCUGGUUCCUCGUGUAUGAAGACCAAGUGGAGCCACCCAAGUUCAGCGCAUACAUGUCGAACUUCUGGGGGAUUUUACAAAAGCGAGCAGUAUACCAAGUGGCUGCAUACAAAUUCUUCUCCGGUGUUUUCAACAGCUUCAACAUCGUGUCUUCGAGUAACAUCAAGCUGUACUGGGUCCACGCCACACCGUUUAACGCUAGCAUUAUGGCCAUUGUUGGCACGUUUGUGUAUGCUGGCACUCUGGCGGUGAUGGCGCAGCGUGGUCUACAUUGGAACUGGCACGUUGCUAUCGCCGCUACGGUCAUAUUCGGUGUUGUGACGGACGGUAUGAUGACGAUACUUGUCACGUGGAAUGUAGUUCGCAGCCAGUGGUUCUGGCUGACCGUCCCGGUCAUCGGAGACGUUCCUCACGCAGUGCGCUUCAUAGUUAACAACUAUAUUGUGGUUGAACUCAUUGAAAGAGGCUCGGAAGGCGCGUUAUUUGGGCUGUUGACGACUGCCAACCACGUUUCCUCGCCAUUUGGACGCACUACUGCCAAAUUUAUUAACGCUCGCUUCCACGUUUGGAAGGACGACAUUCUAGCCGACACGUACGAGACUCGUCGAGAUGUCACCAUUACGAUCUGGAUCUGCUACGGUAUGAAGAUGGUGUCGCUCUUGUUUUUGCCGCUACUGCCGAACCAGAGAGCUGCUACUCAAGCGCUUCGUCGCCAAGGAGGCGUUAGCAAACGUAUGGGCAUGUGGAUGGUGGGGAUCUUGAUGUUCGCGCUGGCUUGGCUGACAAUGGUGAACGUACUGAGCAUGAACCCGGCGACAAAGUGCUGGGCCAUCACGGGAGGCUGCGCACCGAAGUCACAUCACACAAAGUCGUUGUAAACUCACAGCAAUACACUUACAUGUUGCCUUUCAAUACUC